AUGAGAAGAGAAGAUAAGACAAACACUUGUUUCUACUGUCUUAACAUAAUAAAAGAAAGAUGUACUUAUAUUAAUAAUUUAUGGAGGACUUAUAAAAUGUGCAUAUCAUGUAAAAACAACUUAAAGAGUUGUAUUUGCUGUGAGAAGAAAAUUAUGAAUAAUAAUAAUAUUUCAUCUCUUACAUCUUGUUGUGGAUCGAGCAGGGGAAAAUUAUGUGAGGAAUGUCGUAGCAUUCCUUUAAUUUGUUGUAACAAAAAUGUUGUAAAUAUAAUAGGAGAUAUUCUAUGCUUUCUUGAUUUAUAUCUACAUAUUAAUAUAUCCCAAGAAUUUAUUACAUUCCAAAACAUUUAUACUUUUAAUAAAAUACAAUAUAAUGAAAAAAAUCAUAUUUAUACAUUUCAACUUAAUCAUAUGAAAUAUAAUAAGAUAGAAACGUCUACAUAUAUUACGCUUAACCAUAGGGAAAAGAACAAUAUGAAGGGGGGGAAAAAAAAAAUGGGAAAUAUGAAAUAUAAUAUAAAUAAUAAAAGAAAAAAAAAAAGAACGAACUUUUAUUUAUUGCAUAAAAAUGAUGAAUCCCAAAUAAAAGAUAAUGUAACAAUUUCUCCGAAAAUGAAAAUGAAAAUGAAAAUGAAAAUAAAAAUAAAAAAUGUAAAAAAGGUACAUAAAGUAGAAAAAACAAAUCAAACAAAUCAAACAAAUUUUAUAAAUCAUAUGAAUCAAACAAAUCAAACAAAUUUUAUAAAUCAUAUGAAUCAAACAAAUCAAACAAAUCAAACAAAUCAAACAAAUCAAACAAAUUUUAUAAAUCAUAUGAAUCAAACAAAUCAAACAAAUCAAACAAAUCAAACAAAUCAAACAAAUCAAACAAAUCAAACAAAUCAUAUGAAUCAUAUAAAUAAACCAGACAAUAUCAAUAUUAACAACAUAACAACAAAUAAUAAUCAAAGAAAAUAUUUUUCUUCUUUUUUUAAAUCAUUUAAAUCGUUAUAUACAAAAAAAAGAAACAAUAUAUAUAUAUCAUUCAAUAAAGAUAAAAACAGAUUAAUUCCUUCAAUCAAUAUAAUAGAAGCAGAAAAAAAUGAUAUCAUAAAAAACGAUAAUAUUAAUAAUGUUAAUAAUAUACAAGAAACAUUUUUGAUAAACAAUAAUAUAAAAAAAAAUAAAGAAAUGAUGAAUAAAACAAAUAUUUCUAAACAAACAAAUAUAUCAAAUAAUAAUCACAAAAAGUAUGAUACAUUUAAUAAUAAUAUACCUAUUCAUAAUACAUCCAGAAUCUCCAGAUUCUAUACCAACACAUCGGCAGCAUUCUUUGACUAUAUUAAAAAAAUAAAGAAACAACAACAAAAAUAUAAAAAAAAUAUAAAAAGAAACAAAAAAGAUAAAGACAACGAAAAAAUAGAAACAAAAAAGAAAAAAAGAAAGUUCAUAUUCUAUGAAAAUAUUUUAUUAUCUAUGUAUGAAAAAAGGAAUGAACAAAAAAUAAAAGAUAAUGAAAAAAAUAAUUUGCCAAAUAAAAGAAACAUGGAUAAAUAUAAAUUAAAUUUAGUUUUAUAUUUUAUGGAUAAACAAAAUUUUAAUGGAGUAUAUAGAAGAUUAUUACAAAAUGAGUUAAAAUAUUGUGAUAUAAUAUAUCUUAAUUAUAUAAUAAAAAAAAAAUGUCUCAAUAAAUAUGGAAAUGACAAAUCUAAUGAGUAUAUAUAUAAUAAGAAUACACAUGGUAGUAAUACACAUAGUAAUAAUACACAUGGUAAUAAUACACAUAGUAAUAAUACACAUGGUAAUAAUACACAUAGUAAUAAUACAUAUAGUAAUAAUACACAUAGUAAUAAUACAUAUAGUAAUAAUACACAUGGUAAUAAUACACAUAGUAAUAAUACACAUGGUAGUAAUAUAUAUAAUAAUUAUAACACAUAUGAUGAUAAUAUUUGCGAAAAAACUGUUUCCUCCUGCGGAUGUGUUACCGUGUCAGGAAAAAAAUUAUUUAAAUUACAUGAACAAAAUAAACGUAUACACAAUUAUAAAUAUAAAAACAUAAAUUUGAAGUAUCUAAACAUUUCUAAUGAAAAUAUUAAAUUGAUUGAUAAUGUUUCUUUAACCAGUGUCAUACCGAAGAUUUCUUUUUAUUUUUAUCUUGCCCAUGAAUUAAUGCACGCUUAUAUAUGGCUCACCAAAAUGGAAAAGUCACAUAAUUAUAAACAUAUAUAUAUGAUAGUAGAGAAAUUAUAUAAUAAUAAUUAUUUUGAAGUACAAAAUGAAAUGCAUUACAAUGAUUAUCAUAAUAAUUCCUCUUUCUAUAUAUCAAGAGAAUUAGAAGAAGCAUUAUGUAUAUAUGUUUCGAUUAAAUUUUUAAAAUAUAUACAAACGGAUCCAUAUUAUAAUAUACAAAAAUCUUUUUAUGAAAAACAGCUCAUACAAUAUUAUAUUAAAAAAUAUGAACAAAGCACAUCGUCCAUGUAUGGUUCAAAUUAUAGAUUCUUAAAAAAAAUUUUGAAAAAUUAUCAAAUAAUACAUAUCUUACAUAUUAUUAAUGACAUUUAUUUUUCUAAAUUUUAUCCUAUUGUAACUCUUAAUCUCUUACAAGCAGUAAUAUCUUUCAUAGAUUUUAAAAUAUGA
This is a messenger RNA of Plasmodium falciparum 3D7, 2616 nucleotides long. RefSeq lists its product as uncharacterized. NCBI's taxonomy places the organism in Eukaryota, Apicomplexa, Aconoidasida, Haemosporida, Plasmodiidae. The record is from RefSeq and is a predicted model, not a curated record.